ACAGCCAAACUCCCCAACUCCGCCCUCGUCCCCGCGGGAUCCCGGAGCCCGAGCCGCCGGCCUGGGGCCGAGGCCGCCCGAGCCGCGCCGCGAGCGAACAUGGCAGCAGAAUGAGAAGCCUGGCGCCGGGUCGUGGCCGCCGGCGCCGCGCUGCAGCUCCAGAUCCGCGUCCGGCGCCCUCCGAGCAGCGCGCCUAGCCGGCCUCCUGGUGGCCGCUGGAUUAUUUCAUUCGGAGCCGAGGGCGGGGGAGAGACCGGGACCCUGCAGCCGCGGCGGUCCGUGCUCUGGCAGGGGGUGCGACUCGCCGGCUGCGGAGACCACGCGGGAGAGAGCGGGUCCCGGGCUGCGGCGGCGCGGGCGCGGGGAUGAGCCGGCCAUGGGGCGGCCUCGGCGGGGUUCGCGGAGCCGGCGGGCGCUGCGGCGGGGGCGCUGCCUGAGCCGGGGCUCCGCGGGGCUUCGGGGCCUCGGGCGCCCCGGGGGCGUCCCUGCCGCCGCCUCCGGGAGGGACGAGAGCCCCGCGUGGCGGACACUGCAGCAGACGCCGUACUGAGGCGCCCCGAGCCUGCUCCGCCUUGCAGCUCGGUGCGCUCUCGGCACCCGGGCGCCUUGCCCGGUUGCACGGGCGGCUGGCGCACCGCGGCGAGCCGGGCGCAGGACUGGCCAGAGUGGUGUGCGUGAGCGUGUUGGACCGGAGAUCUGGGCUGAAGCAGAACCCGGCGGACCGGAGCAGCCAUGCUUCCCGGGGUGGGCGUGUUCGGCACCAGCCUCACGGCCCGGGUCAUCAUCCCGCUGCUGAAAGACGAGGGCUUCGCGGUGAAGGCGCUGUGGGGCCGCACGCAGGAGGAAGCGGAGGAGCUGGCCAAGGAGAUGAGCGUCCCCUUCUACACCAGCCGCAUUGACGAGGUGCUGCUGCAUCAGGACGUGGACUUGGUGUGCAUCAACCUGCCGCCGCCCCUCACCAGGCAGAUCGCCGUCAAAACCCUGGGCAUCGGCAAGAACGUCAUCUGCGACCGCACGGCCACGCCUCUCGACGCCUUCCGCAUGAUGUCGGCCGCCCACUACUACCCCAAGCUCAUGAGCAUCAUGGGCAACGUGCUGCGCUUCCUGCCGGCCUUCGUGCGCAUGAAGCAGCUCAUCGAGGAGGGCUACGCGGGCGAGCUGCUGGUGUGCGAGGUGCAGGUGCACGGCGGCAGCCUGCUGGGCAAGAAGUAUAACUGGAGCUGUGACGACCUGAUGGGCGGCGGCGGCCUGCACUCGGUGGGCACCUACAUCAUCGACCUGCUCACCUUCCUCACCGGCCAGAAGGCCGUCAAGGUCCACGGGCUGCUCAAGACCUUCGUCAAGCAGACGGACCACAUCAAGGGCAUCCGCCAGAUCACCAGCGACGACUUCUGCACCUUCCAGAUGGUGCUGGAGGGCGGCGUGUGCUGCACCGUCACCCUCAACUUCAACGUGCCCGGCGAGUUCAAGCAGGACGUGACCGUGGUGGGCUCGGCCGGGCGCCUCCUGGCGGUGGGCACCGACCUGUACGGGCAGCGCAACGGCGCCCCCGAGCGGGAGCUGCUGCUGCAGGACGCCACGCCCGUCAGCAACUCCCUGCUGCCCGAGAAGGCCUUCAGCGACAUCCCGUCGCCCUACCUGCGCGGCACCAUCAAGAUGAUGCAGGCCGUGCGCCAGGCCUUCCAGCACCAGGACGACCGGCGCACGUGGGACGGGCGGCCGCUCACCAUGGCCGCCACCUUCGACGACUGCCUGUACGCCCUGUGCGUGGUGGACACCAUCAAGAGGUCCAGCCGGACGGGCGAGUGGCAGAACAUUGCCGUCAUGACCGAGGAGCCCGAGCUGAGCCCCGCCUACCUGAUCAGCGAGGCCAUGCGCCGGAGCAGGAUGUCCCUGUACUGCUAGCUGGGACUGGGGACCCAGGGGGACUCAGGUGUGCAGCGUGGAGCCCAGAGAGGGGGAAGGCGUGGGGGGGGCGGGAAGGCGGAGGGGCAGGGUGAGUGGAGUGGCCCCAGGAAGGUUGAAGCCCAGACUGGGUGAGGGCCACCUAAUAAGACUGUGGGCUGGCUGUGCCAACAGCCUGGGAGUGUUCAGAGGGCCUGACCUUCGGGAGGUCGCCCCAGCCGGUCGUUUGCCCGAGGAGCCGGUGGCUUAGCCUCUCGUUGCCCCCUCACCAGGAGAAGCAAAGAGGCGGAUGCUUUCCUCCUCCCUCCCUCCCUCCCUCCCUACACACUGGCCUCCUUGGCAGCCAGAUGCUCCUGUGACCCAAUGGCGAGCUCAGUGGGGUGCCGGCUUCCCCCCCCCCCCCACCCGCCUGGCAGGAGAAGGCAGCCCUCACAGGUCCACAGAAUCCUGUUAGUCUGGGGGGUGGGGUGGGGGUGGGGGUGCAGUGGGCUAAUGAGAAGGUUCAGAUUCCAGAAAGCCACUUAAAAUGUCUGAAGGAAAAAGUACUUGGUAGCAAAGUGAAUAGCGGGCUUGAUCGAUUGGUCUUCCUCCUAGGAAGCAGCAGGGGGUGUCUUCCUAAUUGGUGCACUGCCCUUGGCCUGGCUGGAGGAGGGGUAAGGGAGAGCCAGGAAUAGCCAGCAAGCCAAAAGGGGAGCACCCAGUCACAGGCUGCAUGGAAACAGAGUAGGCGGAGAGUAAAAUAGCCCUUUGGGUUUGUCAUCAAUUACAAUCCUGUUUCGGGUGGGGUAGAACUAAGCGUAAAGGGAUAUGGGCUGGAGCGUCCUCUCCAGCGGGGUCAAGGGCACAGCCGGAACGGGUCAGACUACAAGUUCACGGGCCGCCCUCACGUGCUGCGUGGGCAUCUCUCAGCAGACGGGAAAGUGAGCCGGCCCUUGGCGGGCUCUGGCCUCCAACACCCGGGCCUCCUACCAAGCCCGUAAAGGACUUCUAGGAGAUUCGCCCAGCUUCGUGGAUUUAAAAGGGAAGCCUUAGGUUCCAAGCAGAUAUAAUCCUCUUCCCGUAAAAAAAAAAAAAAAAAAAAAUUCAAGGGUGUUUUCCUUAGCUUUGACCUUUGCUUUCAAGAUUCUGACACCUGUAAGGUUUUGAAUGGGUAUUAAAGCAAAAGGCAACAAGGAAUAUCAUGUUCAGUGUUUCUACUCUGGGGCUUUAGAGCCCACGGAGGUGUAUCUUCACGUAGGGUUGAGAAGGUGCACGUUGGAAAAAAA
Hyaena hyaena (striped hyena) is the source of this 3170-nucleotide messenger RNA. RefSeq names its product glucose-fructose oxidoreductase domain containing 1 (gene GFOD1). NCBI's taxonomy places the organism in Eukaryota, Metazoa, Chordata, Mammalia, Carnivora, Hyaenidae. Gene Ontology annotation, molecular function: nucleotide binding. The record is from RefSeq and is a predicted model, not a curated record. The transcript has 2 exons. The coding region runs from base 733 to 1905 and encodes 390 amino acids.